AGAACAAGGCAGCUUAACUUUCCCAUUAUAUGCUACUGUAAUAAUGAGUUAGGCCUAUUUUAUUAAUGAAUUUAUUCACUAGUCGGGCGUCAGUACAAACUCCUCCUGCAGGUCACAAGUCUGCUCAGAGCAUUAGUGCUUUCAGUUACAGCUCAGUGACUGUGUUUUUAACAUCUCCAGCAGUUCUGUGAAGUAUGGAGUACGCGAAAACCUUAGUUCAUACAUCUCUAAUGAGUGUCAGCUCUGAUGGUGUGUUGAUGUGGUGCUGUAGGUCUGUGUCGUCGGUGCAGACGUCUCUUGCACAGCGAGUGCUGCCCCCUCCUCAGCCCCGUCCGUACAAGGUCUGCACGCAGAACCGCCGCAGGAGGAAAGGCUUCACCGCCAGCUCUCUAGCAGACCUCGUGGAGCAGGUGGCCAGUUCUUUCUUGAUAACGUGUCAGUUCCUCACGCUGGUGCUGGAGGAUGAUGGGACAGUGGUGGACUCCGAGUCUUUUUUUCAAUCUCUGCCUACUAAUACUCCAUUCAUGGUCCUGGAGAAAGGGGAAGCUUGGACCCCCAAUAAACUGGUUCUGCCAAGUUUCAGGCAGCCAAGAAGAAGCGGAAUUGCCAAACUGAGCUUCGACCUGUACAGACUGAACCCAAAGGAUUUUCUGGGCUGCCUCACCGUUAAAGCCACGCUCUAUGAAAUAUACACACUCUCAUAUGACAUCAAGUGCACCAGAGCCAAGUACUUUCUCAAGUCUUUAUUGCGGUGUUUCAUGUACAUGGCCAAACUGGCGGGUCAGGUUCUCCUGUGCGGCUCCGCGUAUGUGUUGCGGUAUAUUGGGGACGAGGAAUCCUCGAGCUAAACUUCACGUCAGCUGGUGACAGAUCAAGAUAGUGGGAAGAAAGUAAUACUGCACUCAUGUUUAGUUUUUGCUUACAUGCUUAGACAAAUAUCAAUAUAUUUUUGUCCUUGGUAGCCUACAUUAUGUUUUAUGUGGCAGAACUGCUUAUUUCUAAAAUGAAACGUUUGUAAAUAUGUACUGUGAAUUAAAAAAACAACUAGUGCACUAAAGGUGAAUACUUUGCAUGUCAUCUUUUAUCAGGCUUGUGCUAAUAAGAUCUCCAGCUGAGUGACUGCAUUUUUAAG
Messenger RNA from Sinocyclocheilus anshuiensis, 1132 nucleotides. RefSeq names its product cell death inducing DFFA like effector a (gene cidea). Bases 195 to 848 code for a protein of 217 amino acids. The transcript has 5 exons. Gene Ontology annotation, biological process: apoptotic process; regulation of apoptotic process. The record is from RefSeq and is a predicted model, not a curated record. Lineage: Eukaryota; Metazoa; Chordata; Actinopteri; Cypriniformes; Cyprinidae.